GUUCUAUUUGUCCGACGCAUCGUCCCGAAAGACCGGAAUUGCAAGGGCCAUGCCGCAGGAGCAGCAUUUAGAGAAAAAGCCAUCUGCAUAAUCCCGACCGCAGGUUGAGGCUAGCCUUGUGGCUCUAUCCGAAUCGAACAAUAAAUAUUUCCCUUGUAGAUCACGACUUUCGCUAUUAUUACAGCAUACGCACCUCUUCUGUUUCCUUCAUGGAAUCACGACCUCUCGACAAAUGGAUUCUGGUCACGGGAGCUAAUGAUGGCGGACUGGGCGAGGCCACCUCUGUUGCAUUCCUCGCGCGCGGCUUCAAUGUCAUUGCAGCGUCCUUUGACGACGAGCCCCUGUCUUUUACGAAGCCACUGAAGGGCAGCACUGAUGGCUUCCUGGUUCGUCUGGGACUUGACACCACGUCGGCACGAUCGAUUGAGGCUGCCGUUGAGCACGUCCAACAACUCACAGAAGGCAAAUUGGACAUCUUAAUAAAUCUUGCCGGAUGUGGAUACUAUAUGCCUCUGAUCGAUGCGCAUAUCAAAGAUGCAAGAAACCAAUUCGACGUCAACGUCUGGGGCACUCUGGCCAUCACACAAGCCUUGUUUCCCAUGCUGCGAGCCGCAAAGGGAAUCAUCAUCAACCAUAUCACCAUCGCAGGCGUUAGCGGCCUGACCGAUCCGUUCACGGGGAUCUACGCCAGCUCACAAGCAGCACUUCGCAGCCUGAGCGACACAAUGCGCCUUGAGUUGGCUCCUUUUGAGAUCAAGGUGAUAACUCUAAUUACCGGCCCUGCAAAAGCCAAACCCGCCCGGCGAACGACGGAAGACAUGCGCUUUGGCUUAUCAGAGGCCUCUCCUUACCGCUACAUCGAAGACGACGCAGUGGAAUCCAUGCUUAGCCUAAUCUCGGCCGAGUCAGACCAUCAAUGGUUCCAGGUAGCAGAGGACAUGGUGCGCGACCUGUACAAGGAGCCAACGCCGGCGUACAUCAUCAAUGGUUACAUCACGUUGCUGCUGUGGUGGAUAGGCUGGCUGCUACCGGCCUGGCUGACGGACUGGGUGACGCUACAACGGAGUGGCCUGUUGCGGCUCAAGGGACCCGCGCGCUCGGAUCCGGGUAGGAUAGAGAAUAAAAAGAUGAUUUGAAAAGUUCACUCGACGAAAAAUCAUGCGCGGGAGAACAACGACGGGAAUGAACGUGAUGCGGAGUGCAGAUGGCAGUGUGUCUUUUUUUUUGUUGUUCUUGGGGAAUCACGUUAUUGUGGAUUGCAUUCCUUGGAAGCGCGCCGUGUGGGUGCUGUCUUUGACAUCUAAUCUAAUGGGGGCUUCGAAGAGCCCGGUACAUGAACCUCAAGGAUUGGAUCUGUGAGGGGGAAAAGUAACCAAUGAUGAAUUCAGACCUUCCCAAAAACGCCGUCGUCUAUCAAAAUGCAGAGUGUAACCGAAGUCGAUGGAGAUACACACUAUGAUGCAUGUC
Dissoconium aciculare CBS 342.82 is the source of this 1467-nucleotide messenger RNA. RefSeq names its product NAD(P)-binding protein. The coding region runs from base 210 to 1136 and encodes 308 amino acids. The record is from RefSeq and is a predicted model, not a curated record. Gene Ontology annotation, molecular function: triacylglycerol lipase activity; acylglycerone-phosphate reductase (NADP+) activity. Gene Ontology annotation, biological process: triglyceride catabolic process; phosphatidic acid biosynthetic process. NCBI's taxonomy places the organism in Eukaryota, Fungi, Ascomycota, Dothideomycetes, Mycosphaerellales, Dissoconiaceae. The transcript has 4 exons. Gene Ontology annotation, cellular component: endoplasmic reticulum; lipid droplet.